Symbiodinium pilosum is the source of this 1701-nucleotide messenger RNA. The record is from the annotation of a GenBank genome assembly. NCBI's taxonomy places the organism in Eukaryota, Dinophyceae, Suessiales, Symbiodiniaceae.
AUGGACCCCCAGCAGCAGAUGAUGGAGCCAGUUACUAUACGAUCGGCAGUUCCCUCCGGCUUGGAGGUGGCUCCAGUUCAAUCUGUCAGCUUGCAGGAGCUGAUGAGGGACCUCCCGAGGGAAGUCGUGGAGCAUCACACGAUUGUCAAGCAGAAGCCUGAAUACAAGACAGUGGAGAAGCACAUAGAAGUGCCUGAGUUCCAGGUGUCUGAACAGGUCCAAGAGGUCGUGACUCGAAUUACCCAGGAGAAGGUAAUCGAGGUGCCUCAGACACACAUUGUGGAAACUGUUCGGCAAGUGCCAGUGGUUGAGUAUCAGGAGGUUGUCAGGGAGGUCCCUUUACCGAUUGUGGAGGGCAAGGAAAUGGUGCAAGAGGUGACCACCGUCUUGCAGAAGGAAGUGGCUAUAGAAGUGCCCCAGGCUCAGAUCAUGGAAUGUGUCAAGCAGGUGGCCCGCGUUGUAGACCAGAAGGUCCAAAAACCUUUUGCAAAGCCAAUCUUCCAGUUCAGGGAGCGUGCUGUAGAGGUGCCGCAGACGCUGGUGCAUGAAGAGAUCACCGAGGUCCCUGUGGCUGCUCGCACUGAACUCGUGAAACAGGUUGCGAAGGUGGAGAUCCAGCAGGUUGAACGGCAAGUGGAGCGGCCUCAAGUCCAGCUCACAGAGCGCUUUGAGGAGGUUCCCCAGGUAGAGGUGCAGGAGAACGUGAUAGAGAUUCCCAAGGUGCAGCUUCGCGAAGUCGUACGGCAAGUCCCAAAGGUGGAAGUGCAGUACGUUGAGAAGAAAGUUGCCAAACCCGUGUUUGAAUAUGUGGAACGGGUGGUUGAAGUUCCGCAAGUCCUGUACCAGGAGAGGAUUGUCGAGGUACCAGAGAUCGAAAUACGCGAGGUUGUGCGGAAGGUGCCCAAGACAAUCGUCCAGUAUGUGGAUAAACGUAUCCCAAAGAAAGACCUCCGAUACUACGAGAGGGUGGAGGAGAUUCCAAUCCAUCUCCAACACGAGCAGCCAGUGGAAGUGACGCAAGUCAUGGCCGUGGAGCGUAUUCGGCAGGUUGCCAAAGUGCAAUGGCAAGAUGCUCCCAGAGAGUUCCCAAAAGUGCAGCUGCAAGCGCAGACUAAGCAUGUAGAGGUCCCUGUUCACCUGGUUCACGAGAAGCCUGUUGAGGUGGAGGAAGUGGCGACGGUUGAUGUCGUGACCCAGGUGCUUCGACCAAAAUUUGAGCCCAAAGACCGCGUUGUGCCAAAGCUCACGACAGAAGUCCAGGAGCGAAUAGUGCACGUUCCGCAGGUGCUUGUUGAGGAGCAGGCGGUUGAGCUGCCACAGGCCAACUUCGUCGAAGUUGUGCGCGAGGAGCUUGCGCCGGUGUACCAAGAAGUCAUCAAGGAAGUGCCCAAAGUUGCCAUGGACUACAUCGAGCGAGUGGUGGAGGUGGAAACUUCCGCGGUAAACGAGAAGCAGAGCUCCAUGCCGGCAGGUUAUGCUUCUCAACCGGGAUCCAUGGCAUUUUCUGCGGGGCCGACUCUUGGAAGCGCGCAGCUAUGGCCCCAGAGCUGUACGGUGCCCUCGACCAUCCGUGGCCCAGGCUCCAUUACAAGCUCCCGAACGCCAUCUCCGAUCCGACUGCAAGCCCCAGGCCUUCCUGUGAUGGAACCCAUGGUAGGCCUUCCAAUGAGUCGAGGCAGUGCUAGUGUUCCUCUCAGAUAA